Anneissia japonica is the source of this 1536-nucleotide messenger RNA. RefSeq lists its product as uncharacterized. The transcript is spliced from 5 exons. Bases 429 to 1385 code for a protein of 318 amino acids. The record is from RefSeq and is a predicted model, not a curated record. Gene Ontology annotation, biological process: cell adhesion; extracellular matrix organization. Gene Ontology annotation, cellular component: extracellular matrix. Lineage: Eukaryota; Metazoa; Echinodermata; Crinoidea; Comatulida; Comatulidae. Gene Ontology annotation, molecular function: cell adhesion molecule binding.
UUCAAUCUAGACAACCAUAUUAUCCAUUAACGCGGCUUCUUCGAAAUGGAAUGCAUGCACGAAUUCCUGUUCACCAAACUCGUACCAUUUUGAUUAUAAUCGUGCAGGUAUAUUAAACAGACAAAAAUAUUAUUGGAGGAAAUGCAGCCGAUUGCCAUGUUAUUAUUAGGUUUUAUUAUUAUUCAUUGUACUUUUUUAAAUUAUGCUGUAUAAAUGAAUGGACAGAAUGUAAACUACAAUAUUAUUUCCCAAGUUAUGGAAUUCUUUCAGUCUAAGCACAUGUGACAGUAUUACGUAACAGUUUCACGUAGAAUACUAUCAAUAUGAGUGAGUUUUCAUUAUGCUAAUCACGGUAUUUUCAUUUACGUAUAAAUACGUGGACACUCAACGUGUGGAGUUACUUUAGUUGAGCUCGAGCUAUAGCAAUCAUGAAAUUUGUCGUCCUGUUUGCCGCACUGGUGUGCGUAUCUACUGCCUUUCCUGAAUUCACGGUGGAUGUGUUAAGGAAGGAGUUGUCUGCAUUCGGGAGCGGUAAUGUUGAAUCAAAUGUAGUUGAAUUGGCGCGGUCACUUAAUCUGAACACCCUAGUUGAGCUGAUUACCAAAGCAGAUCUCACAGAAAUGCUUACCGGGACAGAUGGCCUUACGAUUUUCGGGCCCACUGAUGAUGCAUUUGGUAAGCUUCCGCUAAAGGUUAAGGAGGAACUGGAAAAAGAUAAGAAUUUUUUGACCGAUGUUCUCCUGUACCACGUCAUUGAAAGCGAAAUAUACUCCACUAAGCUUAAAAAUGAGCUCCUUGUGCCAAGUUGUCUUGAAUCCACUUCCGUCCGCAUCAAUAUCUACGAUAAGCUUGUCCCCGAGCUUGUCACGGCUACCGGAUCGCCAAUUUCGAAACCAGACAACGUUGCCACUAACGGUGUCAUCCACGUACUAGACCGUGUUAUGUUCCCAAUUCCUUUGAAUGACAUUCUAACUUUAGUCUCGAGUACUGGCAACUUCUCAACUCUACUGAAAGCAAUUGAAGUUUCUGGCAUUAAAGAUUUACUUAAAGGUGGUCCAUACACUUUGUUUGCACCUACAAACAAAGCAUUCGAGAAACUUCCACCUGGCAAACUCGAUGGAUUGCUUGCUAACAAAGAUGAACUUCAAAAAAUCCUCUCGCGUCAUCUGGUAAAUGGCACCAUGUUUAGUGCUGCAUUAAAACGUGUUGAUAAGGUGACUACCAGGGAGAAUGACGUCGUCACAAUUGGCAUUUCUUCAAAUGGUGAUCUGUCCGUAGAAAAAGCAAACGUCAUAAUAGCAGACGCUGCUACAACCAACGGAGUUGUGCAUGUGAUCGAUACUAUGCUACUUCCUCCAAACGUAGUGUACAGUGAACGCCAUUAGUAACGGAUUUCGCAUGUUCAUAAUAUAACGUAUAGCUCCGAAUGAUUCUAAUAAAUUGUCGCAAGUCUAAAAACAAGCCUACAUGUUUUUAAUGUGUCUACAUGGUUUUUAAUGGGGUUUUUUGCGUUGGUAACAAAAGUGAAAACCUUAG